GGAGCCCUUGGAUUAAGACACCCGGCAUUCGGGAGACCAACCCAGCGUGCUGGGAAAAGCCCGGUGGCAGAAGGCUGCUUUAGGAAGCAGGGUUUGCAAAGCGGGGGAGCGGGUUUUUGUUCUCCAUCCCCGAUUCCGCCUGCCUCCUGAUUCUGCCAGAUGGCGGGCGAGAAGAAAACCAAGCGGGUCCGGAAGACCCACACCAGCCGCAACCCGGUGCUGGCCCAUGGCAUUGGGAAAUAUUCCCGGUCAGCUAUGUAUGCCCGGAAGGCCAUGUACAAGCGCAAGUACAAAGCUCCGGAAACCAAGAUAGAAAAGAAAAAGCGAGAAAAAGAGCCGGCCACUACCACAAAGCCUGUUGGGGGCGAUAAGAAUGGAGGCACCCGAGUGGUCAAACUUCGCAAAAUGCCUAGAUAUUACCCGACAGAAGACGUUCCCCGCAAACUCCUGAGCCACGGCAAAAAGAACUUUGCCCUGCACAAGAAGAAGCUGCGGAGCUCGAUCACCCCAGGGACAAUUUUGAUCCUCCUUACAGGCCGCCACCGAGGGAAGCGCGUGGUCUUCCUGAAGCAGCUCGGCAGUGGUCUGUUGCUCGUCACAGGGCCCCUGGUCAUCAACCGUGUGCCGCUGCGCAGGGCUCACCAGAAAUUCGUCAUUGCCACGUCAACCAAGGUUGACAUCUCCAGUGUGAAGCUCCCAAAGCACCUCAGUGAUCUUUACUUCAAGAAGAAGAGGCUGCGUAAACCCAAACACCAAGAGGGUGAAAUCUUUGACACUGAGAAAGAGAAAUACGAGAUCACGGAGCGACGCAAGGCAGACCAGAAGGCUGUGGACUCUCAGCUGCUGCCUCUCAUCAAGAAGGUGCCUCAGCUUCGGGGCUACCUGCGUUCCACAUUUUCACUUUCUAAUGGAGUUUAUCCUCACAAGUUGGUUUUCUGAAUAGCGUAGAAUCACCGCAGUAAACAGAUGGAAAACAUG
This is a messenger RNA of Varanus komodoensis (Komodo dragon), 978 nucleotides long. RefSeq names its product ribosomal protein L6 (gene RPL6). Gene Ontology annotation, molecular function: structural constituent of ribosome. The record is from RefSeq and is a predicted model, not a curated record. Bases 160 to 939 code for a protein of 259 amino acids. Gene Ontology annotation, biological process: translation. Lineage: Eukaryota; Metazoa; Chordata; Lepidosauria; Squamata; Varanidae. The transcript is spliced from 7 exons. Gene Ontology annotation, cellular component: ribosome.